GCGCCUGUUGACCAUCCAGUGUCGUCUUCGAGUCUACCCGGUCAAGACUCGGCAUGUGCUGCGGGAAUCCUCUCUGUCUGACUCCUAGAAAUAAAUUUCUCUGCAGGUGGAAUGCCUCCUGUUCCUCAAGUGGCUCAAGAGAUUAGCCAGGAGCAAAGCCAACGGCAAAAUGGACCAAACUUGUCAAGUUUGCAUAGUUCCUUACCUGUUCCACACAGCAGGAACACAGCUUUUCUUCGGCAAGUACAACCAGCAGGCUGUGAUAAGAAGCAUGUGCUUUUGGUCCCAACUCCAGUUCCUGUACGGCAACAGGAAAAUGAGAUUCUGCAGCAAGUAACAGCACUGAGGAGGGAAGGUUUAUGGUCUCUGAAACGUCUGCCCAAACUCCAAGAGGCCCCACGGCACAAAUCACACCAUGACUAUCUUUUGGAAGAAACGCAGUGGAUGGCAACUGAUUUUGUUCAAGAAAGAAGGUGGAAGAUAACAACUGCCAAGAGACUGAUUUUAAGUGUGGCUCGUCAUCACGAGGAUACGGUACUUCAUAAGGAAAAAUGCAAGAAAAGAGAAGAGACGCAACUGAGGACUGUUGCUGCUUUUACUGCUAGAGAAAUUGAACAUUUCUGGUCCACCAUUAAACAGGUGGUAGAUUUAAAACGGCAAGUAGAGUUAGAAGAGAGGAGGAAGAAAGUAUUAAACUCACAGAAUAUCUCAGAAAAAGAAUUAAGAGACUGCUUGAAUAAGAAAGAGAGCCUUCAGAAGGAAGUGGUGCUUCCAGAUCUUCUCACACCUACUGUAAAGAAAUACAUGGGAGAUUUAGCAGACACCGCUGCUGUUGCGAAAGCGUUGUUACCCAAAGGGAUGCAACAUUCUAUCUCCAGAGAUAAUUUGGCACAAAUACUGCCAAAACUGAAGGUGACUAGGAAGCUUAUUGAAGAGAUCUACUGUUCUCCUUCGUCACCCAGACUCGAGCCGAUGAGACUCAAACCAAAUAGGUUAUUUACACUGGUGCGGUAUGGACAGAAGCCCGAAGGUAGGGCUAGAGACUUCUCAAGGUCUCAGUUGCAGCAGACAGUGGACACAGCAACAGUGAUGGCAGAUCAUAAUGAGAAAAUACAAAGACGACAACCCCUUGCCAUGUUUUCAGAAAAUCAGCAUAGGAAAAGGUGGCAAGAUAGUUCUCGGCCCAAUGGCUUCCACAGCUGGAGCACAGGAGAGACUUGCUCAGCCAGAGAAGCCUGUAACAUUACAGUUUAG
This is a messenger RNA of Pygoscelis adeliae (Adelie penguin), 1254 nucleotides long. Its product is annotated as E1A-binding protein p400-like. Bases 112 to 1254 code for a protein of 380 amino acids. The record is from RefSeq and is a predicted model, not a curated record. The transcript has 9 exons. NCBI's taxonomy places the organism in Eukaryota, Metazoa, Chordata, Aves, Sphenisciformes, Spheniscidae.